Messenger RNA from Achroia grisella, 1141 nucleotides. Its product is annotated as cilia- and flagella-associated protein 276. Lineage: Eukaryota; Metazoa; Arthropoda; Insecta; Lepidoptera; Pyralidae. The record is from RefSeq and is a predicted model, not a curated record. Bases 138 to 629 code for a protein of 163 amino acids. The transcript is spliced from 4 exons.
AAAACAAUUCGUUGCUAUGGGUUCUGUUUACUUCGGUCUACAAUUUUUGUUGAGUAAAAGAUUUAGGGAUAGGUAAAAAUUUAAGUAAAUAUUUGGGGCCUUACAAAAUCAGUAAAGUGUAUUUAACAAUUUAUAAAAUGUCUGAUAUAAAACAAAUUCGAAAUAAAAAGCUCUUGCCUGAUUUAAGGAAAGAGGGUGAGCUAAGGAAAGAAAUUGUUUUAUCUACUAACGAGAAACAUGGUGUCCCUACUGGCUCUAGAUUGUUUUCUCAUCAUACUCUAGCGAGUAUUAGACGCCUUAGCUUUUUCUAUCCUUUCCACCUUCCUGAUGAUAGUCUCGAUUUAAUCCUGUCAGCUACAUACAACCAUUCCACGGAGAAAUUCGCCGAUAAGGAGGACCUUCACUUACAGCCCGAGACUCAUGGAUGUGACACGUGGCGACGCUUACGAAAUACCUAUGACAAACACCCACCUGUUGUAGUUCCUUUGGGUCAUCCUAUGAAGCGAGGAGGCAUCACGGAGCACAGAUCUCCAUUCAGUGUGAAGUUGAUGAAUUCUGGUGUUCAUUCCUCGCAAACCAACCCUGGAUACAGUAGACAACCAGCUGGUGGCGCAAUAUUCUUCUAUUAAUAUGUUUAGUUAUGCAUAUUUGCCCCCGCAAACAGGAGUUUAUUUUACAACUGUGAAGAUACGUGGGUUGUUUACACAAGAAUGCCUACGUUUACUUAACUUUCAAAAUAUAUUUGAAAGUUCUCAAACAUAUCUUGCCAUUUGAUCAUACAAGAAUCGCUGAUAAAUCGUUUUCAUUUUUUAAUUCUCUCAAUUGUAUAUUUUUAGUGAGAUGUUGGAGUAUUUGUCGAAACCAAGUUACUUGUUUGGAGAUGUACUAUAAUUUCGUUGCGCUAUGUCUAUUCGAUUUGUUUCAUUUAUGCAUGUGAAAAAUAGGUUUCUGUUUGUGUCGCGCUAGCUUUAGUUAUACCUACAAAAAAGUUUUUAUGUAACAAUGGCGUAUUUUUAAUGUUAUAGACAUGGGUAGACUACUUUUUAAACGAGUAUGUUAGUGUUGUUAGGUGUUGUCGUUUUCAUGUCAUAAUUUUGUUUCACUUUGGGUUGUUUAAUGUUGUGUCCUAUUGUGUCAUAAA